CUGCACUAUGGGACCCUCCUGGGCAGCAGAGCUUGUGCCCACAUGGCAGCAGCUGCCUGGGCCAGUGCCUUUCUCUAUUCGCUGCUGCACACAGCCAAUACAUUUUCCUUGCCCCUGUGCCAUGGCAAUGUCCUGGGCCAGUUCUUCUGUGAAAUCCCACAGAUCCUCAAGCUCUCCUGCUCAAAUUCUUCACUCAGGGAACUGGGACUAAUUGCAGUUAGUGCCUGCUUGCUAUUUGGUUGUUUUAUGUUCAUUGUUUUCUCCUAUGUGCAGAUCUUCAGGGUCGUGCUGAGGAUCCCCUCUGAGCAGGGACGGCACAAAGCCUUUUCCACCUGCCUCCCUCACCUGGCUGUGGUCUCCCUGUUCAUCAGCACUGUCAUGUUUGCUCACCUGAAGCCUCCCUCCCUCUCCUCCCCAUCUCUGGAUCUGGCUGUGUCAGUUCUGUACUCAGUGGUGCCUCCAACGGAGAUUUGA
Messenger RNA from Melospiza melodia melodia, 474 nucleotides. RefSeq names its product olfactory receptor 14J1-like. The annotation marks the transcript as partial. Lineage: Eukaryota; Metazoa; Chordata; Aves; Passeriformes; Passerellidae. The record is from RefSeq and is a predicted model, not a curated record. Gene Ontology annotation, biological process: G protein-coupled receptor signaling pathway. Gene Ontology annotation, cellular component: membrane. The transcript is spliced from 2 exons. Gene Ontology annotation, molecular function: olfactory receptor activity; odorant binding.